AUGGCUUCUGCUGAUCUAAGAGACGAGCUGGAAUGUUCCAUCUGUCUGGACUUUUAUAAAGAUCCCGUAACACUGAAAUGUGGACAUAACUUCUGCCGAAACUGUAUUGGUGGAAUGCUGGAUAUACAGAACAGAUCUGGUAGUUAUUCCUGUCCCGAAUGUAAGCAAAGGUUCAAGGGACGUCCUGCCCUUCAAAGGAACCUGAAACUGUGUAACAUUGUGGAGAAUUUCGUGUCUAGCCAGUCACUUCAGAAGGAGACAAGGAUAUUCUGUACCUACUGUAUUCACGCUCCUGUACCUGCUGUUAAAUCCUGUCUACAUUGUGAAGCUUCUCUGUGUGGCAAUCACCUGACAGUCCACAGCAAGUCACCAGAACACGUCUUAUGUGACCCCACCACUUCCCUGGAGAACAGGAAAUGCUCCGUCCAUAAGGAACUACUGAAGUAUUACUGCACUGAGGACGCUGCCUGUAUCUGUGUGUCCUGCAGUUUGGCUGGAGAACAUCGGGGACAUCAGGUGGAGACUCUGGAAGUGGCCUCUGAGAUGAAGAAGAAGACAUUGAGAAACGGUCUGCAGACACUGAUGACAAAGAAAAGGGAGACUGAGAAAAGAGUCCAGAGUCUGCAGGAACACACGGGAAAGGUACAAGGAAAAGCAGCUGGUGAGACAGAGAGAGUCACUGCCCUGUUCAGAGACCUCAGGAGACAACUUGAGGACCUGGAGAAGAGAGUCCUUAGUGAGAUGUCAAGGCAGGUAAAGAGGGUCUCACACACACUGUCUGAAGAGAUCCAGAAGCUGGAAAUAAAGAAGGACGAGUUGUCCAAGAAGAUGGGUCACAUUGAGGAGAUGUGUAACAAGAGUGAUCCAAUGACUAUCUUACAGGAAUCAGACAUAGGGGACUUGUGUUACACUGAGGAUGAAGAGAGACACGAUAAGCUCCUACAUGAUGGAGGAGAUCUGGAUGUGGCUGAGAUAAAAAAAAUAUUACACACGGGUUUAUCUUAUAUAAUGUCUGGGGUACUUGUGCAUGAAUGUCAAGACACACAUGUCUAUCCACAUUGUAGUGCAAAGAAGAGGGCUCGCAUUGCUGAUGAAGUAGCCGGGCCAAGCACCCAACCUACCGCCACUGUGCAACCAUCACACCGCCAGGUUGAAGGACCGGAAAUUGGGGUUAAACAGCAAACAUCAAGGAUGUCGGGAGUCACUGGCAUAUUCCUGGAUGUAAGCACAGCUGGCAAUGACCUACAUCUAUCAGAAGACAAGAAAACCGCAUCCUGGUCAGAUGAUAGACAGUAUCGCCCAGAGACGACAGAGAGGUUUCAAUAUUCUCAGGUGUUAAGCAAGCAGAGUUUCUCCUCAGGGCGACAUUACUGGGAAGUGGAUGUAACAGGGUCAGAGUGUUGGAGGGUCGGGAUGUGUUACCCCAGUAUAGACAGGAGAGGAUGGCCUCAGUCAGGCAUUGGGUAUAAUAAGAAGUCCUGGGGUUUGGAGAGGUUGUGGAAUAAUCAGCACUUUGUAAUACAUGAUGAGAAAAGGGUCCCCUUAUCCAGCAAGGUCUCCAGUAACAGAGUCAGGAUAGAUUUGGAUUAUGAGGCCGGACGGAUCUCCUUUUAUGAUCUGUGUGACCCGAUCCAACACCUCCACACCUUCACCGCUACCUUCACUGAGCCCCUCCAUGCUGGGUUAUAUGUAUUGGGAGGUGGUAUAAAGAUAUCUGGGGGGAAUCAGAAGUAAGAGAUCUUCC
Molecule: messenger RNA, 1744 nt
Organism: Nanorana parkeri
Lineage: Eukaryota; Metazoa; Chordata; Amphibia; Anura; Dicroglossidae
Product: E3 ubiquitin/ISG15 ligase TRIM25-like
Exons: 1
Coding region: 1-1734 (577 amino acids)
Molecular function (GO): protein binding; zinc ion binding
Source: RefSeq, a predicted model, not a curated record